AUGUCCAAAUUGACCGCACCUACCAAGGUCCUUGAGAUCUUGAAGGCAGGAUUCCAUGUUCAGGUCCUAUUCAUCAACCAGAUAAGCGGUAUCCAGGAGCCAAAGACAACUGUCGGCUCAGGUGCUUUGGCUGGUGGCGGGGUAAACCUCGAGCAGAUGGAGCUGAAGGCUUUCCGUCAUAAGCUCGGAAAGGCAGUAGACUCCAAAUGGUCGUUCAGCUUUGAGAACUGCGCUCCUGUGGAGGAUGGCAAUACUCUGCUGUACUACCUGAGCUUGGUCGAGGGCAAUAUGAAGAAGUUGCAAACCCUAGAUGGAGGCGAUGCGGCGGCGGAUCUUGCGACACUUCCUGUGCUGACGGUGUAUAUGGCUGUCGGAAACUCCAUGGCACCACCACCAACCGGAUUUGGAGCGACUUGGGCGCAGAACAAGAAAGCCGACGUUGAUUUUACAGACAGAAACGCCUCCGCACUGAUCGCUCCGAUUCUGUCAGCCAAUCACAAGGCGGAAUACAUCACUGAGACUGCAUCGAUAGGGUCUGAAAUGGUUCCUGCAAAUGGAGGAAUGUUAGACUGCGUUGUCGACUUCUCUGACGCAGACUGGAACAAGAUUAUGAUGCUCAACAAGACGCUGUAUGCUUUCGAUGUGCGUGGGAAGAGUCUGGAAGUGACCAGCGCCAGACUCCCUGCUUUUGAGCUUAACCUAGAGAACAAGGAUAUCUUCCAGGGGGUACAUCUCCGCCCUUUCGUGGAGAUCAAUGAUGCCCCCCACAUUGACAUUGCUGAGGUAAGCACAGAGUUCCAAAACUCACUCGCCGAUAACGCCUUCUCUGCCAGAGCGGUAGACACAAUGGUCAGCGGAGGCAAUCCGAUGUUUUCAGCUAGCCUGUCCGCCGGACUGAAGUCAGAGACAUCUCGAGGUUCUGGAUCUAGUGAGGGCUGUCAGAAGAAAAGUUACCUGGCGACGUACAAUUUUCCACGCGUGAAGCUAUUCUUGGACGAAACCACCUUGUCGCCAUCGCCGUACCUGGAAGCAGCCUUGGCUGUCUUGUUUGCUUAG
Molecule: messenger RNA, 1056 nt
Organism: Aureobasidium subglaciale EXF-2481
Lineage: Eukaryota; Fungi; Ascomycota; Dothideomycetes; Dothideales; Saccotheciaceae
Exons: 2
Coding region: 1-1056 (351 amino acids)
Source: RefSeq, a predicted model, not a curated record